Molecule: messenger RNA, 2535 nt
Organism: Penicillium maclennaniae
Lineage: Eukaryota; Fungi; Ascomycota; Eurotiomycetes; Eurotiales; Aspergillaceae
Exons: 5
Coding region: 1-2535 (844 amino acids)
Source: RefSeq, a predicted model, not a curated record
AUGUCUUACAAGGCCGUGAACCGUCCCACCGACACCAAGCAGAAGGAGAAGGACGUCAACCAGAAGCUCCAACUGUUUGGUAUUUUCCAUGGUCAGUUCUCUCCAGUCACCAAGUUAGGCUCAAUUGAAUCUGUCGCUAACGCCCUUGAAGCUUUCAAGAACAGCAAGCUCCCAUCGAACAAACAGUGCGACGUCGCCCUGAACAGCGCUUUGAACUCCAAGUUUCUCACGUCCCCCCCUUCAGAGCUUUCUGCUGAGGGUAAGGUCCUCGUGCAAGACCUUCGCAAUGUGAUUGAGCAGGCCAAGAAGAUGCUCCUGACCAAGAACCACGGCGAGCUUCUUCAGGACUUCAUCUGGCAGGCCCAGCAGAUUACUGCUGUGGAUGCCAAGGCCCCCAACGUGCCUAUCAACCAGGAGGAUAGUAAGCAAGAUGCCAACAGGACCCUGGAUGGCCUCAAGACCCUUGGUACUCUCUUAAUUACCAAUGGCGAGUUCAGGAAGAUCCUGAGCGAUGCUACCGUCCUUAUCAGGGACAUUGCUGCCGAUGCCUCCCAGAAGGCUGCCAACCAGGUCCGCCCGUCUGAAGAGCAGCUGGCACAGAUCGACGCACCCGCCGAGGAGAACACUUGGCACGAGAAGCCCAACAUCAACAAGGAGGACCUCAAGUCCAAGUUCAAGAAGAGCGACAAAUCCAGCAUCGGUGCUCCCUCCUUUGACGAGACUACUGCUACUGCCGACAACGAGUCGGUUACCCCCUCGGAGAUGAGCCGCCGCAAGAAGUACGCCAACCAGACCAAGGAGUAUCUCCAGGAUAAGAUCCCCAAGGAGCGUCGCGAGCAGACCAUCUGGCGUCUCAAAAAGAUGGUUAUCGAGGUUCAGGGCCACUCUGACUAUCAGCAAGCCAUCGAGACCCUUUUGGACAUAGCCGAGAAGUACGCUGGCCACACCAAGGAGAUUACCGCGCAGAGUGGCUCUGCCGCCAAGGACGUUCGUUCCACCGAUAUCGUCCAGGCCGUUGAAAAUGAUUUGCGCACUCUCAUUGAGCGCUUUGCCAACAACACCUCCCUGUCUGACUUCUUCGAGUCUCUGAACAAUAUCUACCACGAUGCUGAUCAUGAUCCCGAGCUUCGUGGCUGGUUCUCCAGCAUUGACACCUUCAUUCGAAGAGCCCUCCGCGAGCAGGGCUUCAUCAUGGAAGAAGAGUGCACCCGCCAAUGGAACGAGCUCUACGAGAAGGGUCGCUACUUGGCUCGUGAGCGCUACCGCAGCCACACCGAUAGGAUUCUUGACCAGAUUAAGUUCCUGGCUGAUCAGUUCGAGAAGGACCCUCAAAACAAAGCUCUUGCCGACUCCGUUCAGAAGCUAUUCUUGGACCUCGGCCGCGACUCUGGUGGCAAGAUUGUCUUCAAGAAGCACCUGCUCACUGACGUCCGCGAUAUCAUCUUGCCUGGUAUCUUCGAGAACGUCCGCUAUGUUCCGAUUCCUCGUAUCGAGGUUUCCGACCCCUUGGUUGACGUCGUUGUUGAGAACCUCAUCAUCGAAAGUGACAACUUGAUGCCCAAUGUCGUCGAGUUCGGCAGUGACAACUACUUCCGCUGGGGCCGCAAGAAGAUUUCCAACAAGCGUGACAAUAAGAUCAUGAUUGCUGCUUCCGGUAUCCAGGCUGAUCUCCGCGAUGUCAGCUACUACAUCAACAAGAAGGAGGGCUUCCCCUCCAUCACCGAUACUGGUAUCAUGGAUAUCUUCCUUGGUGGUGAGGGCUUCAGCUUUAAGAUUGCGGCCUCAACUGCCGACCAGAAUGACAAGCAGCACUUUGUUAAGCUGGACAAGAUCUCUGUGAACAUCCAGAACAUGAACAUCAAGCUCCGCAAGUCCAAGCACAAGGCUCUCUUUGUUAUGUUCAAGCCCAUGCUCUUCCGUGUGGUUCGCCCCGCUCUUGAGAAGGUCAUCGAGGGUCAGAUCCGCAACGCCUUUGAGAAGGGCGAUGCGUACGCUCACGAGAUCCACACGGAGGCCACCAAGGCCCAGGAGGCCGCCCGUGAGGACCCUGAGAACGCCCCCAGCAUCUUGUCCCGCUACGCCGAUGCUAUGCGCUCCCGCGCCCAGGCCAAGGCCAAGCAGGCCGAGGCCGUUCUCAAGCGUGACACGAAGGUGCAGACUGCCUUGACUCUGCACGACUCGAUGUUCCCCGACAUCAAAUUGCCCGGCGGUGUCUCCAGCAAGGCUACAGAAUACGUCGAGCUUGCCAACAAGGGUGAGCGCUGGGAUCAACUAACAUCCCCACUCCGGGCCCUGAUCACACGCAAGGCUCCUACUGCCGAUGGCAUUGCCAGCUCCUCGGGCGUUGCUGGAACUGCCGGUUACACCAACGGCCACACCAACGUUACUCACACUAACGGCACCAACGGCGUCAACGGCACCAAUGGUUUCUCGCGCGAGGUUGACCAGGCCUUCGUCAACGACAAGACUAAGAACCUCAGCGAUGGUGUUACCAACGGCGCACACGCCGUUACCACCAGCUCCACCGUUGCUUAA